Molecule: messenger RNA, 369 nt
Organism: Fraxinus pennsylvanica
Lineage: Eukaryota; Viridiplantae; Streptophyta; Magnoliopsida; Lamiales; Oleaceae
Source: the annotation of a GenBank genome assembly
AUGAAUAUCGAGAACGUAAUCGAUAUCUUCCAGAUGGCUUUGCUUCGUGAUGCUCCUCAGAUUAACCUCAUUUGCCAUCAUUUCAUCCUGAGAAAUUUCAAACCAAUUUCUUCCUCUGAAGGAUGGCAAAUAAUGAAAAUCAGCCACCCGAACCUGGAAAAGGAGAUUACUGAGUCCGUAAUUUAUGAGGACGUUGCGAAAAAGAAGAGGACGAGAAAGGUUAAUGAGAGAAAAAUUUAUCUACAACUAUACGAGGCAAUUGAAGCUCUUGUCCAUAUGUGUAGAGAUGGUUGUCGAAUUAUUGGCGCACAUGACAAGAUAUUAAGAGACGAUCAGCUCCUUGUAAGAAUGAAGCUUGUAAGGGGUUAG